AUCGCCGCCCCUGACCCGUCGCGCAGCCUCCAACGUGUCGCCCAACCACCGACCGGUCGUCGCAGCCGUCUCCGCGUCACCAGGACCUCCGUGUAGUCGCCGCUGCCGCCUCCUCGUCGCUGCUCCGGUCACUUCCGCCACCUCCGACUCCUCCUCAAAUUUCGAACAAGGUAUGGAUGGCAAUACAGAUACAGAUGAUUAUCAACUAUCAUCACAAUCUGAUUCAGACUCUGAUUCAGAUGAGGAGCAAUUUGUGGUGUUAUUGACCAUUCAUGCAUUUAUGAAGUUUAAUGGAUCUUUUAUGGAGCAGCCUCGAUCACAAAGGAUUUCAAAAUUAAGUGGGCAUGAUUGGGUGAUUGAGGUUCUAGGUGGUCACCCGGGUACUUGUUUUGACCUCUUCCGAAUGAAAAAAGAAGCAUUUAUUAACCUUUGUGAAGAGUUAAAGAGAAUCGGAAAAUUAAAACAUUCUAGAAACGUGACGAUUCAAGAACAAGUAGCAAUCUUUUUAUUUGUGCUUUCUCAUAAUGAGCGCCAACGUAUGGUCGCGGAUCGUUUUCAGCACUCACUAGAGACCAUCUCUACAUAUUUUAAGAGGGUCCUUUAUGCAAUUUGCUCUCUAACCAAAUAUGUGAUCGUCCCUCCAUCAUACGAUGCAACUCCACCAGAGAUAUCAUAUACCACAAAGUAUUAUCCUUAUUUCAAGGGGCUAUAGAUGGAACUCAUGUUUCAGCUUGUGUGCGGCAAGAUAGUCAAGUUCCAUAUCGUGGAAAAAAAAUUGUGCCGACAAUGAAUAUGAUGUGCGCUUGUUCUUUUGAUAUGCGGUUCACAUUUGUUAUGAGUGGAUGAGAAGGAAGUGCAAAUGAUUCAAGAAUUUUCUUAGAGUGCAUUAGCAAUCCCGCAAACAAAUUCCCUAUGCCCCCUACAAGAAAGUAUUAUUUGGUUGACUCUGGAUAUACCAAUAUGCCGGGUUUUCUUUCAUCGUAUCGUGGUGAGCGAUAUCAUUUGAAUGAUUAUCGAGGGCAGAAUCUUCCACCGCAAGGUACUAGAGAACUAUUCAAUUACUUGCAUUCGUCAUUAAGGAAUGUUAUAGAACGAUGCUUUGGGGUAUUGAAAAAAAGAUUUCCAGUUUUAAGAGAUAUGCCUUCAUAUAGUUUGAGAAAACAAAAAUAUAUAGCAUUAGCAUGUUGCGUUAUUCACAACGUGAUUCGAAUGCAUGAUUCUGGAGAUCCAUUAUUUAUCGAGUUUGAAAAUGAAGAUGUGGAGCUUGAAGAAGAUGACAUGACUGCACAAGAACAACAAACCAUACCGGUCAAUGUCGGCCCAGAGCACCUUCGUGAGAUGUCAAGGUUUUCGAGAUCGUUUGGCCCAAAGGAUGUGGAACGAUCGUGGUGCGUAAUACCGGGAUGUGUUUUGAAAUUAAUGUAUAUUAUAUUGUAAUGUCACUAAAAUACAUUUUGAGCCUAAUGUAUAUAUAUUAUCAAUGUUA
This is a messenger RNA of Asparagus officinalis (garden asparagus), 1486 nucleotides long. RefSeq lists its product as uncharacterized. The transcript is spliced from 3 exons. The record is from RefSeq and is a predicted model, not a curated record. NCBI's taxonomy places the organism in Eukaryota, Viridiplantae, Streptophyta, Magnoliopsida, Asparagales, Asparagaceae. Bases 173 to 712 code for a protein of 179 amino acids.